Messenger RNA from Diaporthe citri, 1386 nucleotides. RefSeq lists its product as uncharacterized. Lineage: Eukaryota; Fungi; Ascomycota; Sordariomycetes; Diaporthales; Diaporthaceae. The transcript has a single exon. The record is from RefSeq and is a predicted model, not a curated record. The coding region runs from base 1 to 1386 and encodes 461 amino acids.
AUGCAAGCGCCCGACCUGCCUCAGUCUUAUGACAGCCUCGAACAGUUGACUGACGACCUGACCGAUUUCAUUCAAACUCCACUGGUGCGCCAGAUCACAGGCGGCGUCCACGUGAAUGAUGCCUUCAUCGAAGAUGCCUGGAGCAAGCUUCCAGCAGAAUGGACCAAUCAUUGGGACUCAAUUCCAGAUUCUCGAAUCGCACAGCGAGACAUGAUCGACAGCAUCGACGAAGAUGAACGCACACGUCAGUCUGGUAGCCAUGAGAGCGCUACGAGCCGGCCCGGGUCCCUUGUAUCAUGGCUGGAGAAGCUGAGGUCGGUCUCUUUGCCUCGAAGUCAGCGCAAAGGGCCGGUUUUAACCCUUCCCGAAAUUCUCACCGACCGCAUGGAGACAAAGAAACUCAACGAGGUGUCUGUUGCGGCGCCUUACAUCCAUUCCAUUUGCCAAGCGAGCGGCAUCACUCACGUCGUGGAGAUGGGCUCUGGGCAGGGCUAUCUCUCAAACACGCUUGCCUACCUCUUCCCGUCUCUCCGUGUCCUGGCCAUCGACGGCAGUGAGUCUCAGAUUGCCGGAUCGAAGGCCUUUGCCACGUCUCUCGGUAUCACAGAAAACAGGAUACAACAUUUUGUUCGAUAUAUUGACGGCUCGAUGACACUGGCUUCGGAGAUAGAUGUUUGGGCGGCAGGGCAGAAGUGCCUGCUCGUGGGACUUCACGCCUGCGGCAAUCUGUCCGAGCACAUGCUUAGGUACUUCGCUACAUGCCUCUCCAUUACUCACCUGGCAGCCGUUGGGUGCUGCUAUAACCACAUCGUGAUACGCUCAGACAGCUACCCGGAUGGCUUUCCCAUAAGCGAGCGGCUGCGGAAGCGGAACGUCACUCUGACGCCCACGGCUUUAAUGGCGGGUUGCCAGGCCCCCAACAAUUGGGCGAGGACAGACUUGAACAAGCCCAAGUCCAUGUAUUCCAGGAAGCAGUUUUACCGUUCUUUGCUGGAGAAGAUAUUUCAUGAUAAAGGUAUUCAUAUCGACGACAAGCCGAACUGGGGAAUUAGGAAGAGCGACCUAGCCAACUUCGAGAGCUUUACAAGACGUGCGAUGGAAUGUCUAGGUGUCGAACAGAAUACGAUAUCGGAGAUGGACAUCGCCGAGUAUGAAACUCGGUACGCGAGCCAUGAGGGCAGGAUCUCCAUCCUGUGGACACUGAGUGUGCUGUGCUGCAAAGCAAUCGAGAGCGUCAUUGCUCUUGACCGUUACUGGUUCCUCGUCGAGCAUGGAGCUUGCAAUGUGGACAUUGUUCCCAUAUUUGAGUACAAGAUCUCACCGAGGAAUCUGAUGAUGGUCGCUGAAAAGCCUCACAAGUCUUUGAGUGCCGACGCCAAGGAAUGA